GAGAGAGACGACUCAGCUGAGCUCAUAGGAAGCAGGGAAUCGGAGAAAGCUUCUUAUCCUAUUUUACAGGGGAACCAAACGUGUUUUGGUUCGUUAGACUCGUAUCGGUAAGAGCUUCAGGCUCGGCUGAUAUUGAUUUGGUAUUUUUGUGCGGUAUGUGAUGUGACAGAGGUAUAUUCCAGCAUCGCUGCUGUGAGGAUGGCAGGACGGAGCGGUGGCCUUUCGGAUCGCAGCUUAAAUGCCGCUUUGUUCGCCGUCCAGAAGUGGAUUGAUAUUUCAUUCAUGUGCAUCUGAAUUCAGUCUGUAUAAAGACCACGAGCGCAGCUCUUCAGCACCGCACACAGCACACAGCACCGCACCGAGUCCAAGGACUAGAGUUCUUUCUGAGAUGAAUCCUCCUCAGCUCUCUGGGGUGCUGGUGCUGAUGUUGGCCCAGAUGUGCGCGUCUUCUAUUGGUUGUCCUUCUGGGUGCCGCUGCUAUAGUUUGACUGUCGAAUGUGGAUCCAUUGGGCUCAAAGAGAUCCCUCAGGGCAUCACACAUGGGACACAGACCAUCUUUCUACAGGACAAUGCUAUUGGACAGAUCCGUCAGCAGGAUCUAUCUGAUCUCGGCCAGCUGCACUACCUCUACCUGCAGAAUAACAGCAUCUCCACGCUGGAGGCCGGGGCCUUCAGAAACCUGGGCCUGCUCCUGGAGCUCGCGCUUAACGGAAACCGCAUCCACCUGAUCACAGCUGACGUGUUCCGCGGCCUGGACCACCUGCGCAUCCUCUACCUGGCAGGAAACCAGAUCACCCGACUGGAGGACUACACCUUCCGGGGACUGCAGCGGUUGCAGGAGCUGCAUCUGCAGGAGAAUUCAGUGGAGGUGUUGGGAGAUCAAGCUCUGGUGGGUCUGUCCUCUCUGGCUCUUCUGGACCUGAGCAGGAACAACCUGAGGACCCUGAGCCCCGCUUCACUCAAACCCCUCGUCAGCCUGCAAGUGCUGAGGGUCACAGAUAACCCGUGGCGCUGCGACUGCGCUCUGCACUGGCUGCGCGGCUGGAUAAAUGAAGAGGGUCAGAGGUUAUUAAGCUCAGCUGAGCGCCGGAUGCUGUGCACCGAACCUCCGCGUCUCUCCCAUCUCAGUCUGGUCGAGGUUCCUGCGAACAGCCUUGUUUGCAUCCCGCCCGUAGUGCAACUGGAGCCCAGCCACCUGACGGUUCGUUUGGGGGAGAGUUUACGUGUAUCCUGCCAGGCAUCCGGAUACCCACAGCCACAAGUCACCUGGAGGAAAGCAUCCCAUGGAAAAGCCCAGCUGUCUCCAAGAGGUCUGGUGCAAGAGGUCGGGAUGGAUGGAGACACCAAGACCGGUGGGAGGUUGGUAACGGCCAGGCCUGGUGGAAAAGGAGGGCCGGCGAGUCGUGGCCCGGUCCGAGGAGGAACCGACGAUGGAGGCGACCGGGAAAGCUUCGAUCCUGAUACAGGAAGCGGGAUGCUGUUUCUCAGCAACAUCACGGUGGCUCAUGCUGGACGCUACGAAUGCGAAGCCUGGAAUCCUGGCGGAGCGGCUCGGGUGACUUUUCACCUGUCAGUAAACGUGUCUUUGUCUUCGUCCCGUUCAGAAAUCUGGCCUCGACUGCAUUCCUCAUCUUACUAUCACCCUUCCUCGGUGGACGUGAGUCAGGAGCCGCUUUAUGAACUUGAAAGCAUGGACUUCAAUGCGCUGGGAACCGCAACCCAGACUGCCAUCGCUGUGGGAAUUUCUCUCUUGGCGUUGACGGCAUUGUUGCUUCUCUGCAUGAUUUACAGUCGCCACCGCCAACGGCAGAAAGAGGAAGAUGGAUAUGGUGCCAGCAAAGAGGAAAGCAUCCUCUAUGUCAACGACUACUCAGACGGUCCCACCACGUUCGCUCAACUUGAAGAGUACCGAGACGAACGUGGCCACGAGAUGUAUGUGUUAAACCGCGCCAGACCUGUGCUGCCUUCUCCGCAGUCCUGCAACCAGCAGGGGUCGACGCUAAAAGCCAGUGAGUGCAUGCUGUCCCCAGAACGGGCACCAGGGAUCGGACCUCGCAGGCCUCCUGCAGAAGGAGGCGAAGGACCUCCGCUUGAUCCCGAAGGGUUGUUCAUGAACCAAAGCUUGCUGUUUGACACACAGAUCGCUUAUGAGAUCCACUGCUAAACUGGAUCCCUGGAUAGACUUACAGGUUCUUGCCAUUGGAUGUUAUCCUGCUGGAUUUCCUUUUGUUCUCAGAGCACAAAUGUAUUUUUGGUGAAAAGCAUUGAACGUAAAACAGACUUAAAAAGCGGCAGUGUGUAGUUUCGGUGUCACCAAAUGGAUUUGCAGAAAUGUUGUCCGAUUGGUACCCAAAGUUAUGUCAGUGGUUGAGUCAGUAUUGCUACAAAAGAAAAAACUAUUUUUGAUUCCCCAAAAGAGCCUGUCAGUGAACGGUUUUAUGAAAAAAAAAGUUUUUUCUUGGUGUGAAGAAGAUUCUGAUAAUAUAAAGAACCUUUAUUCACCAUUUUGUACGAUGGAAAGAUUCACUCUUUAAAAAAGGUACAUUUGUUGCAUCUAUGGUUCCAUUAAGACCCUUUAACAAUCAUUCCAUAAAAGUUUCUUUAUAGUGGAAAAUGUUUCUUUAGAUUAUUAACAUUUUCUUCACACAAAGAAAAAAACAAAUUUGAGAAUUGUUAACUGAAAGUUCUUUGGGGAACCAAAAGUGUUUCUUCAAUUGCAUUGCUACAAAAACACCUUUGGGAACCUUUAUUUUCUAAGCGUGUAUAUUGUGAAGCCCAAAUGAGGAGAGAAAUUAAAAAAAUAAAAAAAUAAAUCAGUGUUUAUUUUCUUUGGGAAAUUAUUAUGAAUGAUUACAUAUAAUCGUCUCUGGGAUUGCACACAGUAGGUUUUAGGGAAUAGUUCAUCCAAAAAUGGUUACCGUUUGCAUUUUCUGCAUGAUUGUUUUGUUUUAUAGAAUCACAAAUGAUGAUUUAUUUUUAAGCAGCACAGCUGUUUUCAACAUUGAUAAUAAUAAGAAAUAUUUAUUGAACACCAAAUCAGCAUAUUAGAAUGAUAAAGGAUCACGUGACACUAUAGAGUGGAGUAAUGAUGCUAUAUUCAAAUAGAAAACAGUUAUUUUAAAUAAUAAUGUUUCAAAAUAGUAUGUUUUUACUGGAUUGUUUAUAAAAUGACUGCAGCCAUGGUGACAUUCUUUAAAAAACAUUUUUUUUAAAACAUACUUUUUUUUAACAACCCAGUAUUCAUCACUCACUAUGACAGAUAAUGAUGAUUUAUGUUGCCGCCUUUGUUUGGAACAACAUCAAGGUAAAUAAAUGACAGGAUUUUCAUUUUUGCAUGAACUAUUCCUUCAUUACAACAGUGCUGGUUUUUGCUGAAAGCUAAUUCUUAUGAAACGAGAGCUGUUACCUUCUUUUAAAGGAAGAGGCUACACGAAACUACCAAAAAUAGAUAUUUUUUGUCUUGUACAGUGAAAUGAAGUGAUCCAGAAUGAGAGUUUGACCUCUUGGACAGAGACUGUGAGGACAGCAGCAAACAGCAUUUGUCGGGACGUCCCUGUGUCCAGUGUUAUGUGUCAGACAGUGUGAAUAGCUUAAUGUCCUUCUUGCAAAUGCUGUCUACAUAUUUCAAGUAUCCUUUCUUUCUGGUGCAUUCCUGUGUGUAUUUAUGUGUGGUUGGCAGGCAGCAGAAGAAAAUGAAACCUGCUGUAUAAACAAGAACCAAAAGCAGAUUGAAUGUUUGUUCUCUACAGACUUGAUACAAAUGAAGUAGUCGCAUCUAUUUCCAGUCUGAGGCUCGUUUGCUCUCCUACUCUUGACCUCUGUUGGAACAACACUGUGAACAAACAAACAGGAAUCCACAUUCACAGCUAGCUUUUGUAAGUUAAUAGAUAUGCCAGUUUCUUUCAUAUAACAAUAUUGUUUUUGAGAGUGUGAGUAAUGUUUCCUCUUGGCUUUUUUCCUCUGAAGUGAUCACAUCAGGGUAAACUGUAUAAAAGCAUUCAUUUCAGCUUGUGGGGACAUCUCAAGAUGUAACGCUUCUGCUCAACAAUACUACAGUUUAUGUAUUUCUGUCAAAUGUCUAUCAAAUUACAACCUAUUUUAUCCAAAUAAAUGAUGCCUUUAUUUGA
Carassius gibelio (silver crucian carp) is the source of this 4127-nucleotide messenger RNA. Its product is annotated as leucine-rich repeat-containing protein 24-like. The coding region runs from base 239 to 2164 and encodes 641 amino acids. The record is from RefSeq and is a predicted model, not a curated record. Gene Ontology annotation, molecular function: protein binding. The transcript has 5 exons. NCBI's taxonomy places the organism in Eukaryota, Metazoa, Chordata, Actinopteri, Cypriniformes, Cyprinidae.